GAAGCAGGCGGACUCCCGGCAAGCCAGAGGCGGAUCAGCUCGGCACCUGUGGCGGCUAGAGCCGAGUUUCUUGAGCAAGUCGCUUGGGGCUGCUGUGUGAUGCCACCGCCCGGGCAGGAGCGGGUGUUGCCUGUGCUGGGGGCGCGUUGCAGAACCCUCUACCCCUUCUCCGGGGAGCGACAUCGGCACGGACUGCGCUUCGCUGCGGGCGAGCUGCUCACCGUCCUCCAGGCGGGGCCCGACGGCGGCUGGUGGGAAGGGGAGACGGCCGAAGGGCUGAGGGGCUGGUUCCCGGCCAGCUACGUCCAGCUCAUUGAGAAACCUAGGAAGGUCAUUGCUCAAGUUGGAGAAGAUUCUCAAAAUGGUCAUCUUCCACCUGGCUGGCAAAGUUAUAUGUCUCCUCAGGGGCGAAGAUAUUAUGUGAACACCUUCACCAAUGAGACUACUUGGGAGCGACCAAGCAGUGUCCCGGGAACUCCAAAGAAUUCGGUGAGCCAGAAGAACUCCUUGCCUACAGUGAACGGAUAUCACAUACCAGGCACGUUGGCAUCACAGCUAGAGCCAAGCCACAUGAGUCUCCGCAAAAUCAGCAGUGACCCUCAGAGUCCUGGGUCUCCAUCACCGACUCGAAAGCAGAAUAAGGAGAACACCUUUACGAUAAACUGUGUGACUUUUCCCCAUCCUGACACAAUGCCAGAACAGCAGUUGCUAAAACCUUCUGAAUGGAGCUACUGUGAUUAUUUCUGGACUGAUAAGAAGGACCCCCAAGGGAACAGUACAGUCUCAGGAUUUGAAAUUCUUUUGCAGAAACAACUGAAAGGGAAGCAAAUGCAGAAAGAAAUGGCAGAGUUUAUUCGAGAAAGAAUAAAAAUUGAAGAAGAAUAUGCCAAGAACCUAUCUAAACUAUCACAGAACUCCCUGGCUGCCCAGGAAGAAGGGACACUUGGCGAAUCUUGGUCUCAGCUAAAAAAAAGCAUGGCUGAUGAAGCAGAGGUUCAUCUUAAAUUUUCCUCUAAGCUCCAGGCAGAAGUGGAGAAACCACUACUCAACUUCCGUGAAAACUUCAAGAAAGAUAUGAAAAAAUAUGACCAUCAUAUUGCUGAUUUGCGAAAACAGCUGGUUAGUAGGUAUGCAGCAGUGGAAAAGGCUCGAAAAGCAUUAACAGAGAGGCAAAAGGAUUUAGAGAUGAAAACACAGCAGUUGGAGAUAAAACUGAGCAACAAGACAGAAGAGGAAAUUAAAAAGGCCAGGCGGAAGUCUACUCAAGCUGGAGAUGAUCUCAUGCGUUGUGUGGAUUUGUAUAACCAAGCUCAGUCAAAAUGGUUUGAGGAAAUGGUAACCACCUCUCUGGAACUUGAGAGGCUAGAAGUCGAGAGGGUGGAAAUGAUUCGGCAGCACCUUUGCCAAUAUACACAGUUGCGACACGAGACAGACAUGUUCAACCAAAGUACAGUGGAACCUGUGGAUCAGUUGCUUCAGAAAGUGGAUCCAGCCAAAGACAGAGAACUGUGGGUAAAAGAACACAAAACUGGUAACAUCAGACCUGUGGAUAUGGAGAUAUAGACUUCUGUGACCAGGUGGACUUUUGAGUCCCCCCAGUUUGAGGGAUUUCCAUAAAGCUUCAAGAGGAGGAACAGGGGAGGUGUUCCACUGUCAGCUUCCAUAUCUAUUUAUUAUUGUCUGUAGGGACUAUUUCUGUCAUGUUUGAUCAUUAUUCCAUUCCUAUAGUGCUAUGCCUUAAACAUCCAACAUUCCAGGGUUGAGAAGCUACUCUUUUUCCUUCUUUUUGAAACUGGCUCCUAGCAGCCAAGCACGUGCAGCUCCCAUGAUCAAUGCCUGGGUCUGUUUGCUGGUACAAAAGAAUCUUGCUAUUCUGUGGUUAUCUAUUUUGUGCUACUCCCCUUGCAUGAUGCUCUGUUUUGUACUGUGAUGUUAAAGACACAAAUAAGGCUGUGCCAAACAUAUGGACGGAUGAGUUUGACUGUGAUUCUGGAAGCAGGGAGAUCCUCCUGAAUGUUCCCACUGAAUUAGUGGGGAGGUGGUUUUAAAGCCCUCACCUCCUCUCCCACCCACACUUUAUGAAAUGGAGUUCAUAAUGCUUACCUACCUCACAGGGUUGUUGUGAGGAUGAUAUCUGUGUAGAGUAUUAUGUUUUAACAACCAUCAUCUCGUAUAACUGCAAAUACUAUUGCAAGGCUACAGUGAAAAGUCUUUUUUGAGUAAAGAAAAUGAGUCAGGAGGGUCAGGAGACAAUGUACCCAAAGAAAAACGCUUGGGUUGGCCCUCGUUUUAAUGUCUCAGGUACUUAACUGGCUGCAGUCCUCAAGCUACUUGUGAUCUUUUGACUUCUCCAGGAUCUGCAGAAACAAUCAGAGAAUUUGAACCAUUGAUUCCUCUCCCCCAAUAGAAAAAGCACUUUCAAGACACAGUUGCCUCUUAUCAUGCGUGCUUCAAGAGCCUUUGGAAGAGUGUAAGAAACCAAAUUCAAAGUGUAUCUCAAUCUGGAAAAUAACCUAUACGAGGGUUAGGUUAUUCAGAGGCUAGGAUCUUGCCUCUGCCAGUAUGUCUUCCCUGAUUUCCAAUUUUGUGAUCAUGUCACAGAGAUCCCUGCAUUGAUGACACAGCAAAAUUCAAGUAGAACUUGGAUUUGGGGGAAGAUUUUGCAAGCCUUUGGCUCUUGAGUUCCCACACUCUGGCAGCUAUUUUUUUAAAAAGUGUUUUAUUUUAUAACACAAUUCAGGCCAUAUUAAAUCUCAUUAUAAAACUAUCAGGUGGUCAAAAAUCAGCACAAGUGAGUUAAGAAGUGACUCUAUGAAUCCAGCCAAAGAUGUGUUAUACAGCUAGAUAUUUUCAGAAGUGCAGCUAUUUACGAUGGUACUAGAAGGCCUUACCAAUUGAUCCUGAGCUCCUGUAUUUCAGAAACUGUUAGGGGAAAACCACCAUUUUCUUUGUUCCCCUCCUUUUUUCAUUUGUCUUGCAAUGGUGUUUGUACAGCACAAAUAUUUGCUUCAAGUAUCAGAGCUUUAAUUUUUUUUGUACUGCCAAGUAUUUUGUUUGAACAUGUGUCACAAACAUCUACUAUUCAUUUCUUUAUUUCUUAAAACCCUUUUUCCCCUGGAAUGCAUUUGUCAGUUUUUUUUUACCAGACUUUCCAUCAGCACUAUAAGUCUUGUCCUUUCUAUUUUCAAAGUAAUGGUUUUUAGUUUAACUACAGAAAUGUAAUAUAGAUAAUCUGAGCCUCUUAAAUUUAAAAACAUAUAGGAGGAGUUUGGGAUAAGAGAUGGGAUUGCUUUACUGGAUUAUUUGAUGCUUAUAUUAUUAAAUACAGUAUGAAGAAAACUGGCACGCAAGGUAUUCCAGUUAAUUAUCACUCAAAUGUGCCCUCAUUUGAUUGAUUCUUUUCCCUUUCCCUUUCCUUUUGGCUUGCCUUCUGUUAUCAACAAAAUCCUCUUUUUUCAUUUCAAAGGGCACCACAAGUUUAUAAUAAAAAUAUAUAUUUUAUCUUUUUCCCAAGAAGCUGACUGUCAAGAUUUGCAAAAAGUACAAUUUAUCCUGCUGGUAUGUGUGAGUACAUUAAGGCCUGGAUCAAAAACAAUACAAAAAGAAUUUCUAAGAUAUCUAUUCAGUUCCUUUCCUGUUUUGAUAUUUCAGUAUUCAUUGCAAUCUUUCUCUAGUCGACUGUUUUCAGAACUUUUUUCAGUUGUUGCCCGUUGAUUUCUGGGCUUUUUCUGUUUUCCAUACUUGACACUGUUGAACUUUAUGUUCUUUUGAUAAAAUAGACUACAAUUCUUUGUACAUUCCACUCCAACUUUCUUCACAGUCAUCAAGCAAACUGCUCGUGGCAUAUUAUGAAAAUUGCUCUUUCCAAAUUAUAUUUUAAGAUUCCAUUGUAAUUCUGACUGAAUUUAAAAUAUUUAUCUUAUUUUUCUAGAUUAAGAAUUGUCAAAGCACCUUAAUUGUAAAUGUAAAACACUGCCUGGAUCAUUCGGUUUUCAUGUCUUUGCUGCUUUCUAUCAACUAACAGUUGUCCCUUUUUUGUUUUUUUUCUAUCUUUCAUUAUUAUCUUACCCUUUACUUUACUUUUCUCUUUUCUUCUUUCACUGAAAACUCCGGUGAUUGCUGAUGACAAAAUGUGAUUUGAUUGCAGAAAAAUCCCCAAGAUUUUACAGAAGUUUGUAAAUAGAUUUAUAGGUCUCCUUCUGUAAUUGUUUCAAAUAGUACAGUGUAUGUACCUGACUAGCUUAAUCUAUGUUUCCUUUCAAGUUCUACGUGUCUUUUAAACAUUACUAUUUUAUAUGAAGGAUGAAAAUACACAUUGUUCACCAGACUCCUUUUUGUGCUCCCCAGGGUUUGGUGAAAAGAUUGGAACCAUUUCUGUAUCUUUUGGGGACAAAAAUCAGGGCUCUAAGCCUUGCAAAUUACUUAGGAUGCCACUUAAAACCCCUCAUGGUC
Molecule: messenger RNA, 4452 nt
Organism: Notechis scutatus (mainland tiger snake)
Lineage: Eukaryota; Metazoa; Chordata; Lepidosauria; Squamata; Elapidae
Gene: GAS7
Product: growth arrest specific 7
Biological process (GO): clathrin coat assembly; clathrin-dependent endocytosis; neuron projection morphogenesis
Cellular component (GO): clathrin-coated pit; clathrin-coated vesicle; cytoplasm
Molecular function (GO): protein binding
Source: RefSeq, a predicted model, not a curated record